Plasmodium gallinaceum is the source of this 285-nucleotide messenger RNA. RefSeq names its product conserved Plasmodium protein, unknown function. The coding region runs from base 1 to 285 and encodes 94 amino acids. The record is from RefSeq and is a predicted model, not a curated record. The transcript is spliced from 4 exons. Lineage: Eukaryota; Apicomplexa; Aconoidasida; Haemosporida; Plasmodiidae.
AUGAUAUUAAGAAGAAGUUCUAUGCGUCUCUUUUCUAGUGAAUUUAAAUCUCUGCCUAAACCGCCUGCAGGAACAGGUGUAGUAUUUCAUGGGAAUAUUCAACAGGUUAAAUAUGCAAUUGAUUUUUCAAGUUAUAUAUUUAUAAUUUUUUCUGGAUUUAUGGGAGCAAUUUCAGGAAACUUUUUUUAUAAGAAAUUUAUUUUAAGAAAAAAUCCUCCAAAUCCUUUGAGAGAUCCCUUAGAUUUACCACCAGAAAAACAUCCGCAUACACCAGAUGAUGAUUAG